AUGUUAAUGAAACUUGUUGAAGAAACCAUGCUUGUAAACGAAGGUGACCAAAAAUUAUGCGAUGAAGCAGAGCCCGAAGCUCAACAUUCUACAGAACAAGUAAUACUGAGUCCCUAUUCAAAAAGCGUUUCAACAGAAUCAGGAAUACAACAGUUAGCAAGUAGCUCUGGUUUGUGUGUGACAUCAUCUGAUAUUUCACCAGUGCCAUUACCAAAGAAGCGAAAUUCCAAUAGAGGUCGAAAAGCAACAAAAUCAACAAUACUCUCUAGUUCUCCAUACAAAAGAGAACUUGAGGAAGCUGCAAAGAAAAAAUACCAAAUUAACUUUUAG
Messenger RNA from Psylliodes chrysocephalus, 330 nucleotides. Lineage: Eukaryota; Metazoa; Arthropoda; Insecta; Coleoptera; Chrysomelidae. The record is from the annotation of a GenBank genome assembly.